Messenger RNA from Podospora pseudocomata, 6218 nucleotides. RefSeq lists its product as uncharacterized. Gene Ontology annotation, cellular component: site of double-strand break; nucleus. The transcript has 2 exons. The record is from RefSeq and is a predicted model, not a curated record. NCBI's taxonomy places the organism in Eukaryota, Fungi, Ascomycota, Sordariomycetes, Sordariales, Podosporaceae. Bases 1 to 6132 code for a protein of 2043 amino acids.
AUGACGCCGCCGGCCAAAGAAGAGGAAGAGGAUCCCUCCAAGACACCGAUUGCUACAGCGGCGCGCCGCCAUUCCACACCCGCCAAACCAACAACCACGGCAAAGACACCAAAGAGCGCACCCGCUACCUCGAACAAUGCAUCGCCACAGAAGAAAAAGCCGGAGCCCUCGCUGCUCACGGACUUCUUCCUGGGCCGCCCCUCACCAGCCCGCCUCGCCGCAAUGAAACAGCGCCGGAAGAGUAUGGCAGCCGACGCUGCGCAUGUACGGGAAGAGUUGCGUCAGGAGAUGCGGGCCGCUGCUGUCCGGAGACUUCAACAACCCAAUGGCGUAACAGACAGAGUGAAGGCCUGGCAGAAGAAGAACGCGGCCGCUAUGAAGGAAGCAGGUGGACCGCCACGAGCCGAGAGCGUUGCGAGCGAACCGACCGAAUUUGCUGCCAACCUCCCCCCUGAGAGCGUGACCGAAGAGGACCGAGAACGGAUCAAGUGGCGGAAAAAGGCCAAGAAAAAGAAACCAAAAGACGACAAGAUUGAGGUGAUCGAAGACGACGACGACGACAACGACGACGAUGAUGAUGGCGAUGGCGAGGAGACAGAAAAGGAGCAGCAGCCAUCCGGGACCAAGGCUGGUCCAUCGGCAUCCAAACCGAUCCCGGCCAAGGACGCGCCCAAAAAGCGGAUUAUUAGUGACGACCACUGGAUGAAGCGUAGGCAGGGCAGGAGUCCGCCACGGACAGGUGCUCCGACGACCAAAGCCGAAGGGAGCCCCACGCCAAUUCCAAAGGAUUUCCUCCAAAAGACGGCAAAGAACCCAACAAUUCAAAGCAAAAUAAAGGACUGGGCGGCGAGGGUAGAGCCACCAGAUCCCGGACAGGCUCCACCGCCAAUUCCUCGAGUGAAGCACUACCGCCAUAAAUCCGGGGCGACUAUAGCAGUAGAAGAGGAUAUUGCCAGCAUGGCCGCUUCAGAGCCAUCAUUCCGACCCAAAUCCAUGUCCUCAUUCGACGACGGCAUUCGAGUCAAGCCUUUGAACAUAAAAAAGCAAACCAACGAAACCGACGACGGGAUUCGUGUCUAUCCACUUCGGAAAAAAAGGGACUCUGCCGAUGAAGCGUCUCAACCGAAAAAGAAGGAGCCCGACGAUGACGGGAUACGUGUACGCCCAAAAAAAAGCGACAAUGAGGAGGGUGUACGAGUGAAGCCAGCUGAAACCAAAAGCGAGUCAUCUGCGCGUAGUAAAAAGAAGGAACCUGCGGACGACGGGAUCCGUGUAACGCCUUCUGAGGGCAAGGAAGAUGAGCCAAAGCGCACCAAGAAGAAGGAUCUCGAUGAUGAUGGGAUCCGUGUGAGGCCGGUCACAGAUGAUGAGAUGAAGCAUCCCAAAAAGAAGGAACCCCCUAGCGUGGGAAUGCGUCUGAAGCCGGCUGAUAGCUUGAAACUGAAGCGCAAAAAGAAGAAGGUACCUGAAGACGACGGCAUACGGGUGCGGCCGGUGGAGAGCAACGAUGAUGGCAUCCGUGUAAAGCCCGUUGUCAGAGAUUCAUCGCACCCAGACGACGGCAUCCGUGUUCCGCCGAGCGAAGCAUCGUCCUCUGAGGCACCCACCCGUCGAAGCAGACCUUACUCUAGUUCUGCUGAAAAGUUAAAGAGAGCGCAAAGCAAGCGAAGAGAGGAAGCUCCUGAGGAUGUCAUUGAGGUUAUCGAAGAGGCUGAAACUGAGCUAUCUGUCGAGCCGCCCCUGAAGAGGAAGAAUUCCCUCCGAAACUCUAGGCGUAGAAAAAGCCAGAGUCCCCCAGCCGGCACCAAGGCUCGGUCUCGAAAUGGACGAGACUCGCCGGAAGUGGUGCCCAUUCCCACCUGGCCAACGGCAGAAUCCGAUGAGGAGUCAGACAGGGUGCCCCCGACAGUCCUUGGCAACAAGUCUUUGGCUGAGAUUCCGUUCGGGUACUCGGCAUUCAGCGUGCUCGAUUUGCCAUCGAGUGGCAAUCCUGAUAGGAGCAUUCCCAAGAAGCCAAAGGCUCAGCGCAACCCCAGUUUCAAGGCGGUGCCAAAGGUGUUCAAGAAGGUUGUUGAAGGAGCCAAAGAGAUCAUCCAAGAGAGCCUCGAGCCACCACGGCCACCGCCGGCCGCUAACAAACCGGCCAGCAUAGAGUCCUGGCUGAACAACACGGUUGAUCCUUUUGUCCAGGCUUCGCCAACAACAGAAACAGCAACGGUCGCGGAUACACAAAUCAGCAGCGAACCGCCCAUAAGGGAAUCGCGUGAGACACUGGAACCACCGGUAAAGCCCGAAAGUCGACCAGCUGCCGAGAAGCGGCCAAAGGAAGAAGAAAAGAAGGCGAAGGAAAAAGAGGCAGCAGCACCGGCCCCUACACCAUCUUCGAAAAGACCAAAGACCCCAAAGUCAGACAGUAGCAAGGGCAAGGCAAGCUCGCAGGGCGAAGACAGCGAUGCGACAGCGAAAAAGACGAAAUCACCGGUCAACCAGGAGGGUCUGAAGAGGAGGCGGGCCACCAGAGGAGCUCCAGUUCCUGCGAAAUCUGGAGGGAAGAAGCCUCUUAGAGAAAUCCUCAAAGAUGCCUUCCGCGGUGAAUCGGGCGGUUACAAGCUUCCCCCUGCAGUUUAUCCCAGCUGUGAGGCUUCCGAGUACGACGAUGAGUACUCUGAGUACACGGAAUCAGAAGUCAGCACAGAGCGCCCUGGGUCUUCCCACAAGAGGCCUAUCUCGGACUACUCGUCAUAUUACUCGUCCAACUACGACUCACUCUUGUCUUCGGACGUGUCUGCUCAGGAGCCACCACGCAGAAGACCCCCUCCCGUCAAUGGCGGCGGGCAUGAAUUGUCAACUAUCAUUUCCGAAGAGGCUAGUACCGUGAGCGCGACGGAUACCAUGUCCGAGAUCUCUCACACCACCGUCACGCAACCCACAGCAACACCACUCACAGAAAGAACUGAGCUCUCUCGUCACCGAAGUCACAGGGGAAGCCGGAAGGGCGGGAGCUUGAAACGCCGCCUCACCAAACAUUCGGACAUGAUAUCAGUAUUAUCACUGCCUGACACGGGCGAAAUCGUCCCGCCUAGUCGAUCAAGAAGCGUAAAGUCCUCCCGCAGCCUCCACCGCAGGCCAAGCAGGGUGGACAGGGGCAGGAUUGACGAGCUCCUAGACGAGUUUGCCGACGAUGAGUACUUUUACCAGCGCGAGCUGAAGACCUUGGUGGACGGUGUGAUUCCGGUGCUGUUGACACACGUCCUUCGCGGUGACAGCCUCUUUGGCCGUUCCGAGGCUGGCAGGAACAAGGCUGAUGCCAUGGCCAAGUCUGUGGUCAACAUGGGUGUGGUGCUGGAGAAACUCAAGAGCUCCCAUAAGCAGGUGCCGCUCGAGAACAUUUAUCACCUCCUGACGUGGAUGGAGGAUGUAUCGCCGCUUUAUGACAGUUAUGUUGACGUUUGGCGGCUUGGGUUUCAGGGUCUUAUUAUCAACCUUGCGCCCAAAUUGAAGGGCAUGAAUGAUAAUGAUUCGCUCUUGAACGCGCUGCCCAUUAAUGAGGAUGGUGAUAUUAUUGGGGAGAAUGGGGAGAGGGUGGAUGUGGCGUUUUUGUUGAAGAGGCCCCUGAUUCGGCUCAAGUGGAUGACGAAAUUCCUUAGGGCUGCUGUGCUUGUCGUUAAUACUUCUGACACGGAGCAUCUGCUCUCGGUAUUCGAGUCCCUCCAGGAAAAGGCUCGCAAGCGGCACCGAGAGGAGAAUGCUCGUAUCACGGACGAGGAUGCAAGAAAUACGGACACCACUCGUGCUCGAGACCUGCGCACUCUGAUGCCUCUUGAUGGGGUGGGCAUUGAGCAGACGCGCCAGGUCGCUGCGCUGGAUGUGUUCGCGCUCGAUCUGGACCAUUCUACCGGGCAACGACUCGAGUGUCAAGUUGAGAUGAUUCACCGAGAUAAGCCCGAUGUUCCUGCCGAUAAAGGAGAUGUUUUGAUCAGGGAGAUUGGCAACGAUUCUAGAUCGUGGCUACUGUUCCCACCUGUGCCCAUGGCGUACAUUUCUGCUCGUCCUAGCGAGACGGACCAGGCUCUGGUGGUCAUGAUUCGUGGAACCCACAAUGGAGUGGAGUGGUAUGAACUAUUGAAGCUAUCCACGAACAGUGAGGAGCAAAUUACUUUUUGGCUGGAUGUUCUGGGAAGCAGCCCCAUGCCGCCACUCACUCGCCGGCGGCCAACAAGUGCUGUCAUGGGCAGCACUUCGCCCAAGCCAGAAGAUAUUCCAGUUGGCGAACGCAAGCUUGGGUCUGAUAGACCUACCACCCCUUCGCGUUACCGCCCACGAAAUGUGGUGGAGUCUCUUCCCACCUCUCCUGCUCAUGAUGAUGCAGAUGUGUCGCCUGGGCGGACACCUACCAGAGCCACAUUUGCGCAGCAUCACCCGCCGGAGGAGAGAGAUGAAGCUCGCUGGGAGGGCCCGUCAUCCUACGACACCCCAAAAACCUCGAGGCCGGCACCCAACACGACCCCCUUUCGCGAGGAUGGCGCCCCUCCUCCGCCUAUCCACCGGACUCUUAGCAAAAAGUCCAACAAGCUUGCUCCCCCGGUUGAUCUCAAGGUCACUCGAGUCAAGCGCCGAGGGUCGUCGCCGCUCAAGCACGAGUAUCACCCGUCCGAUGUGUCGUCUGACAGCUCGACCGAGGUGAGCGAGGAUUCAGAGUCUUCGUCGUCUUCCAGCGAUGAGCUUGAUGAGGAUGAGGUGCCGGACACGAUCCCUGGGUACAGCAUCAAGACCGCGCCGCAGGUCGCUUCCGUCGAGACGGUGGUGUCGGAUGAUAAUAGCAUCACGCCUGAUCAUUCCGCUUCGCAGGUCGGGGUUUCGAGCCAGGCGGCCGAGAAGCAAGAGGGGGAGGAGGGGCAGAAAUUUGUGGCUUCUGUCUCGUAUUGGUCUUCCAAAAAGGGGAUGUGGAAGGAUAUUGUCAGCGGUGGCAUGACGUCUAUUGUUGUGCGUCCUGGUGUUAUGGAGGUUCACCGGCUGAGCAAGGAGCAAUCCAAGGCUUAUCCUCUGCAGUCGUCGGGUACUUCAGAGGUGGACAUUUCCCACCAGGACGCUGGGAGCAGCGCCCCGCUUAUCGCGCUGAUUCUUACGCCGGUGGUUAUGAUCCGCCGCAGCACGGCGCUGGAUCUGGAAGUCAGGAGUGUGGCUUCGCCCGAGUCGAGGCUCAAGACUGACAGCACGAUGUAUCGGUUCCGCGCUGGGACGCAGACGGAAGCGCACAGUUUGUAUGAGGCGGUUCACUUGAGCAGGUUGAAUAAUGCUAGGUACAUUCAGCUUGCCGAAGAGGCAAGAGUCAGAUCGUUCGGCACGGCGACGGGGGUUCCCGGGGAGGGGAGUGCGGAUGGGGACGGGAGCAGCAGGAGACGGAGCUGGUUCGGGAGGAAGAAUUCUUACCGGGCGAGCACGCGGGCGCCGAGCGUGUCGCAGCAUAGCAUGUCGAGCACCAUCUCGGCGGGGAGCUUUUUGAGGAGGCUGCUGGGAGGGGGGAACAAUACCUUUAAUAUUGAGGAGUCGACGUUGGAUAAGCCGCCUAGGAUGAGCACGGGCACUGUCGGGUACUCGUCUGGUGCUUCUUCCGGGGAGGGGGCGAGCACGCCGCCCAGGAGCGUCAACAUGUCGUUGUCGGGGUCUGCCUCCCGGGCGUGGUCGACGGGGUUGGCGAAGCCUUUCAGUCCUGAUCAGCCGUUGGAGAUUCGCUGCCAUCUUAAUGUGCAGAAUAAUCGGUGGUUGGACAAGGGGGAUUGCAUCCUGCACAUCUCGCGCCCGCCUCCGGGAGUCAGGCAGGAGCUUUCGCUUUAUCAUGGGUUGGAGAAGAGGAUCAUUGUUACGCAUGCGAGCAAGAAGGUGGGGGAUAAGCCGUUGAUACUGCUGGAUGCGGUGCUGGGGAGCAAGUGCUUUAGUCUUUUGGGGAGCAAGGGGGUGAUGUGCUCUGUGUGGGAGGACUUGAGGGAUGAGGAGGGGAAUGUGGGUGUUGCACCGAGGAUGGGGGGUUUGAGCGGACGGGUGACGAAGUGGUGUUUUCAGUGUAGGAAUAGUCAGCAGGCGGAUUGGAUCAUGUGGCUCGUCACGGCGGAGGUGGAGGGGUUGGUUGUUUAGGGGGUGGCGGGCCCUUUUGCCUCUGGGGGUGGUAAAGGGAGUGCGAACAAGGAAAGGGGGAGUGUAGAUGGGGCGAGCUUGGGGAG